UCAGAGCUCACACACGAGUUUCUUCAGAUCCUUGAAAAGACGCCCAGCAAACUGAAGAGGAUACGAAACUGGAGGGCUAUUCAAGCAGCUAAGAAGCCAAAGUCGGAUGGCUCUUCUGUGGACAGUGUGUACCAGGGGACGUCCUUAGAUGGCCUUCCCGGGGUCAGCAACUCCUUCUUCCCCUCCACUUCCUCAGACUCUUCAGACAUGCCGUCCCUCAACAACAUCGCAGCCUCCUACGCCUCCUACCAGCCGCUGAGCGACGAGUCAAAGAGCUGCGGAUACGACAACUUCCCCGAGCCGGACUUCACGCUGGUGAAACACGAACACAAAGCUGCCGGCGGCUCCAGCAGCAAACAGCAGCCGCUCAAUGCAAACGCCGCCACUUUUUCACGGCCGCAGAAAGUGUUGACUCUGGAAAAGUACCGAGAGAAACACGCGGCGACGGACGUGACCUCGCAGAACGGCGUAAAGGACGAGUCGAACACAGACAUGUACAUACCUCCCCAAACCUCCUCGCACCACCACAAGAAACGCUCCCAGCAGGCGGGGCAGUCGGGCGACGGCAGGAGAGAGAAGAGCAGCUCGAAAAAGGCUCGGCUGCCUCACUCUUUAGCGGAAAACGGCUCGGCGACGGGCGAAGAGCUCAAGAUGAGAAUCAAAGUUUCGUCUGAGCGUCACGGCGGCUCGGAGCCAGGCGGUAAAGACAAGCACAAAGAGCAUCACCGCCACUCGAAACACGGCCACUCGCAUCCUUACGCCCUCAGUGGGAACGCCCGGGGGACAAUAGACAGCGCUUCGUUAUCGAUAAGAGCUCCAGACGGGGCCUCCUCGUCCUCCCGAAAAAGACCUCACUCUGAAGCAGGAAACCACCACCACCAUUCGUCCAAGAGCCGGAGCUCCAAAGCAGGUUCGGCCCAUUUCUCGUCCGAAGGAGGCCAGAGGAUGAUGGAGCAUCACGGCCACGACGGCACCAACGGCAUGCUGACCACCAACGGCCAACACACCGACUACAAAGACACUUUCGACAUGCUGGACUCUUUACUAAGUGCCCAAGGAAUGAACUUGUAACCCUCGGAGAGUCCACAGUCUAGAAUAAGGUAUUACCAUGUUUAAUAGAAAUUUUAAAGAAUGAAUUUAUUUGUCUUAAGUUAUCUGCAUCGCCCUCACUGAUGAUUCUCUGUCAGAAAAAAAACCAUAUGCAUAGAGCUGUGUACUAGCUUGCAAAAAAAAAAUAGUUUUAAAGAAUUACGGCUGAAAUUAAUGAGAUUUUAAACAUUCUUUUAACGCGAACUGACAUUAUGAUUUUUAUCGUGCAUGUUUUUAAGUCACACAAGGGAAGCUAGUGUUCGCAGCCAUCGUGACAGUUUACAAACGGUCCUUUUCCUUUUCUUUUUUGUUCUCCGUACGUUGAAGACAUUUUGUUCCACUGAAAAUCUCAGGUCUUGAACUUUUUUGAUAUAAGAGCGAAUCUUCCUCUGUUUGGGUUUGUUACCUGUAUCUGUGGAGAUGUAUCACCUCGUCCGUUUGCUGACGACGACGACGGCACCUCGUGUGUCUGUCUUAGGGAAAACAUGGUCUGCUUACUUUUCAAAGAGUGCAUCAAUAGCUCAACAAAAAAAAACGUCUAUUUGCUGUUUAUCGGGACUCCUAAGGCCGCACCUGAACUUAAUGUGCAGACUCAUUAUAGAGCCACAAAUGAAGUUUACGUUACAUCUGCUGUGAAAGUGCAUUUAAGAUAUAUAGGCUAAAAAUUACAAAAAGGGCCUUGUGAUUGUACAUUGUCAAUCGCUAUACAGUAUGAUAAAUGUUAUUAACUACCAGAAAAUCUCUAAAAUAAGAAUGUGUAAAUAGGACUGUAGUUAAUCAGUCAGUCAGUCCAGACCUUCCUCAUUCAGUGUAUCAUCUAAAGCAGACUCUGUAUUGAUGAACAUAUCCUCGAUUUGUGUAUUGGGAGCCCAAAUAAAGGUGUAAAAGUGA
Messenger RNA from Notothenia coriiceps (black rockcod), 1980 nucleotides. Its product is annotated as cyclin-T2-like. Lineage: Eukaryota; Metazoa; Chordata; Actinopteri; Perciformes; Nototheniidae. The record is from RefSeq and is a predicted model, not a curated record. The annotation marks the transcript as partial. The transcript is spliced from 2 exons.